This is a messenger RNA of Ceraceosorus guamensis, 1452 nucleotides long. RefSeq lists its product as hypothetical. NCBI's taxonomy places the organism in Eukaryota, Fungi, Basidiomycota, Exobasidiomycetes, Ceraceosorales, Ceraceosoraceae. Bases 267 to 1127 code for a protein of 286 amino acids. The record is from RefSeq and is a predicted model, not a curated record. Gene Ontology annotation, molecular function: mRNA binding; translation initiation factor binding; translation initiation factor activity. The transcript has 6 exons. Gene Ontology annotation, biological process: formation of translation preinitiation complex; translational initiation; formation of cytoplasmic translation initiation complex. Gene Ontology annotation, cellular component: eukaryotic translation initiation factor 2 complex.
CACCACCACGCCAUCGUGCUACCUUCGAUCUCGAAGCACAUUGACCACGCCAGCAAUAGACCUCAUUUGAAAUAUCCCUUCGCAAGAAGCACAACUCCAGCUCAGAGCAAAGAUGUCGGACGCACCGCUGUUCGAUCCAACAUUGAAGAAGAAGAAGGCCAAGAAGCAGCUGGACCUUUCAGACAGCUCCUGCUGUCAACACCACCAACGACCUGGCUUCGACUGCCGAGGCUGCCCCUGCUGCUCCGUCCGCUGAGGAUGAAGAUAUGUUUGGUGGCUUGAAGAAGAAGAGCAAAAAGAAGAAGGCUAUCCCCGCCGAUUUGGACUUUGACGCGCCCGCACCAUCAGCUGAGGGAGCACCCCCAACAGAGACGACCACAGCUGCUGAUGGCGCCGAGGGCGGCGAUCUCGACUUCGGAGACAUGAAGAAGAAGCCCAAGAAGUCCAAGAAAGCAGGCUUCGAUUUGGAAGCUUUCGAGAAGGAGUUGCAGGAUGAGGGCGCGAAGACAGGCGCAGCUGCAGCGGAUGGCGCGGAUGGGGCUGGCGCUGAUGACGAGGAUUUGGGCGAUGACCCUUUCAAAGCAGAGGAUGGAGAGGAAGAUGUCGAAGCUCGCGAGGUGGUGGAGACUUGGCACGGCACUGACAGAGACUACACGUACCAAGAGCUGCUCGGUCGUGUGUUCUCCACCCUCAGAGCCCAAAAUCCCGCCUUGGCGGGCGAGAAGAAGAAGUACAGCAUCGUACCUCCUUCCGUCACGCGUGACGGAUCCAAAAAGACCAUGUUUGGCAAUGUGGUGGAAAUUUGCAAGAGAAUGCACAGACAGCCAGAGCACGUCAUCCAAUAUCUGCUUUCGGAAUUGGGAACGGAAGGAUCGGUGGACGGCUCUCAGAGACUCAUCAUCAAGGGACGUUUCCAGCCCAAGCAGAUCGAAAAUGUGCUUCGAAGGUACAUUCUGGAAUACGUGACUUGCAAGACCUGCAAGUCUCCCCGGACCAUUUUGAAAAAGGAAAACAGGAUCUUCUUCAUUGCUUGCGAGGCUUGCGGAUCUCAAAGAUCCGUCACCACCAUCAGAUCCGGUUUCCAAGCUCAGACUGGAAAGCGCUCAAAGAUGCGUGCUCAAGCCUGAUCUGGACCAAAUGUUGGCGGUCUUCUGGAAAGAAGAGAUUGGGGACACCCGUACGCGACGCUCAGAGUCGAAUCGCCUCUUGGCCCCUCGACUGGCCCAAUAUGUACUGCUCAUGACCGAGCUAACACAUCGCCAUUGCUGUCCCUCCAUGCAUACAUCGAGCGUUCUCUCAUUAUUUUGCGUUGGAAUUUGCGUUCUUUUCUUUUUCCUUGUUUUUUUCCUUUUGACCAUUUCAAAACCGAGUACCAAGCUCACCCAACUUCGAGCACACCCAUGUUCCUGGUGAAGAUGAUGUGACCAGGCAAGUGGAAGGUGCACACGAUCA